AAAAACUGUGGGUAUUGGUGCCCAAACAGAAGGUAAGUGACAUAUCAACCGCACUUACGGAACCAAAAUUGAAAGUAGAGGCGCAAACGCUGGAAAUAAAUAAUUUCCGCUUCCUCUACCUCCUCGGUUCCUCCACCACCCACACACGGCGGUCUACGAUAGAAGAACCAAAAAUUCCAAGGCUUCUCAAAAAUAUUGGACAAGAUUGAAAUCUCCAUUCACCCUGUGUAGAUCACAAGAACAAAAUGCAGAUUGGUCACAGUCAAGCAAUUGCAAAUCUUGCUUAGUUUCGGUUUUUAAGUCUUUGACAGUUUUUCAGCCAAUAGUAAAGGUGUUGACUUGGAUACAUUUGUCAGGGAAUGCCUCAAUACAAAGAAGACCAUCCUGCUGUUCGCGUAUACACUAUUUGUGAUGAAUCUAAAUACUUGAUUGUGAGGAAUGUUCCAUCAUUGGGUUGUGGAGAUGAGCUCUUAAAAUUAUUCUCUACUUAUGGACAAGUUGAAGAUGAUGUUCAGGUGUAAACCAAUGGAUGCUGAAGACUGUGAACCAUACACUGAUGUUUACUGGAUCAAGUAUUAUCAGGUUGACAAUGCCAGGUUUGCCAAGAGGAAACUUGAUGAAUUCAUUUUCCUAGGGAAUCAAAUACUAGUAUCAUAUGCACCUCAAUAUGAGUCCCUCUCUGACACAAAGGAGAAGUUGGAAGGGAGGAGAAAGGAAGUUCUAGCAAGAUUGAACCCUAAAAGAUCCCGAGGGUCUUCAAUUUCCAGGUCCCAUGCUGCUAGUGAUCCUUCAUCUGCUCAAACAUCUGAAUUCAAUCAAAGUGAGUUCGGGGAGUUACAGAACAGUGCUUGUGGUGGAGAUUCAGCUCCCAGGACAUCAGUUUCUUCUGACAAGGAAUAUUUCUCAUCAAAAUCCAUGAAUCAAACGGUGCAAUUUGUCAGGGAGAAGUUGAAUAAGAUACAAUCAAGCGUGGAGCACGUACAAACUGGUUCUGCUAAGAGACAACGGGCAGAUAAUAGAAGAAGAAUCUAAUUAGCUUUCAAGAAAUGAGAGGCUUGUAACAAGUUUUAUGUAAAUUGAUCUCUUGCCUCUGCUGAAAAUUUUACUUCUAAUAAUUAAUUUUAUGGCUUCAUUCCUAUAAUAGAAGUGCUUUAUUUGUGAUGAA
Olea europaea var. sylvestris is the source of this 1165-nucleotide messenger RNA. RefSeq names its product RNA-binding protein 48. Gene Ontology annotation, cellular component: nucleoplasm. NCBI's taxonomy places the organism in Eukaryota, Viridiplantae, Streptophyta, Magnoliopsida, Lamiales, Oleaceae. The record is from RefSeq and is a predicted model, not a curated record. The transcript has 11 exons. Gene Ontology annotation, molecular function: RNA binding. Bases 490 to 1032 code for a protein of 180 amino acids.